This is a messenger RNA of Erpetoichthys calabaricus (reedfish), 2759 nucleotides long. RefSeq names its product Raf-1 proto-oncogene, serine/threonine kinase b (gene raf1b). The coding region runs from base 351 to 2324 and encodes 657 amino acids. NCBI's taxonomy places the organism in Eukaryota, Metazoa, Chordata, Cladistia, Polypteriformes, Polypteridae. Gene Ontology annotation, biological process: signal transduction; protein phosphorylation. The transcript has 18 exons. Gene Ontology annotation, cellular component: mitochondrion; plasma membrane; cytosol. The record is from RefSeq and is a predicted model, not a curated record. Gene Ontology annotation, molecular function: protein kinase activity; ATP binding.
CUAGGGGCGGCGGACCAAGAAAUACAUGCGUGCGCAUUCUUUUUAGGGCGGAGUGCAAAGAACAAGCGCGUUCAUACACACACAUCUUACACUUCAACAGACGACAACAGAACAGAGGAUGGGGCGAGGAAGUCGAAAGUGAGCGUGCGUGGCUAGGAGGCGGGGAAGCAAGCGACAGCGCACGCGCACAGUGGGGACGGCCCUUCGCAACACCUCGCGUCUCUGCCAGUUUGCAAAUACUGUAUGAUGAUGAUGAUGUCACCCAUUAGAGAGCUUUUUCUUUUUCCAGUUAUGGCGGAGCUGAAGUUAUCAAAGUUUUUGUGAUUUUUCAAGUUGGCAUUUCUGAUUUCAUGGAGCAAAUUCAAGGUGCUUGGAAGACCCUGAGCAAUGGGUUUGGGCUUAAGGAUUCUGUUUUCGACAGUCCCUCUUGUGCAACCCCCACUUUUGCACAGGACUUUGGUUUCCAGAGACGCUCUUCAGAAGAUGGGAAAAUCAGUGAUCAAAGCCGGGCAAGCAGUACUAUUCGUGUCUAUCUGCCCAACCAGCAGCGCACAGUGGUUAAUGUGCGACCUGGCAUGACCCUUCAUGAUUGCCUCAUCAAAGCUCUAAAGGUUCGAGGACUGCAGCCUGAGUGCUGUGCUGUUUUCCGGCUGCUACAUGGCCAAAGAAGCAAAAAAUCCCGCAUGGAUUGGACAACAGAUGCCACUUCUUUAAUUGGUGAGGAACUGUUGGUGGACGUUUUAGAUCAUGUGCCUCUUACUACACACAAUUUUGUUCGUAAAACGUUUUUGAAGCCAGCCUUUUGUGACAUCUGUCAGAAGUUUUUGUUGAAUGGCUUCCGUUGUCAGACAUGUGGCUACAAAUUUCAUGAGCACUGCAGUACAAGGGUCCCAACAAUGUGUGUAGAUUGGAGCAACAUCCGUCAGCUUCUCUUAUUCCCAAAUCCAAAUGAAGCUGGAUCAAUGACAUUGCCUACCCCAAACCCGCGGCGAACAAGAGAUUGCAGUUCCCGUUUCACAGGCAGCUCCCUACACAGGCAUUCAACCCCCCAUGCCUUUAAUUACAUCACACCUUACCCGGCCACAGAGGGAACUCUUUCCCAGAGACAAAGAUCCACGUCCACACCCAACGUCCAUAUGGUCAGUACAACCAUGCCAGUUGACAGCAGUGUCAUAGAGGUAGAUUGCCUGACUGCUUCCCCCACUUCUUGGUGCCAUCGCUUUUGCCCAAGAGGACGAGAUGUGAUAAGAAAUCAGGAAUCAGGGAGCCCUCCUGACCUGAGUCCAACGGGCUGGUCACAGACAAAGACCCCUAUUCCUGCUCAAAGAGAGCGUGCUGUAGCCUCAAAUACUCAAGAGAAAAAUAGAAUUAGGCAAAGAGGACAAAGAGAUUCCAGUUACUACUGGGAGAUUGAAGCUGCAGAAGUUGUAUUGCACUCCAGGAUAGGCUCUGGUUCAUUUGGUACUGUUUACAAAGGAAAAUGGCAUGGUGAUGUUGCAGUAAAGAUCCUAAAGGUAACCGACCCAACUCCUGAACAGUUACAGGCUUUCCGAAAUGAAGUGGCUGUCCUGAGAAAGACAAGGCAUGUGAACAUCUUGCUGUUCAUGGGCUACAUGACAAAGGGCAAUCUAGCCAUUGUAACACAAUGGUGUGAAGGAAGCAGUCUUUACAAGCACAUACAUGUCUUGGAGACAAAUUUCCAGAUGUUCCAAUUGAUUGACAUUGCCAGGCAGACGGCCCAGGGCAUGGAUUACUUGCAUGCAAAGAAUAUUAUUCACAGAGACAUGAAGUCCAACAAUAUUUUCCUACAUGAAGGGUUAACAGUGAAAAUUGGUGAUUUUGGCUUGGCGACUGUCAAAGCAAGGUGGAGCGGCUCUCAUCAGGUGGAGCAGCCAUCGGGCUCCAUUCUCUGGAUGGCACCUGAGGUCAUUCGAAUGCAAGACAACAACCCAUACAGCUUCCAGUCGGACGUUUACUCCUAUGGUAUUGUGCUGUUUGAACUAAUGACUGGAGAGCUGCCGUACCGACAUGUGUCCAAUAGAGACCAGAUUAUUUACAGUGUUGGGAGGGGAGUUUUAAGUCCAGAUCUAAGUAAGCUGUACAAAAACUGUCCCAAAGCCAUGAAGAGGAUUGUUGCAGAGUGCAUAAACCCAGUUAAGGAAGAAAGACCACUCUUCCCACAGAUAUUGUCAUCAAUAGAACUACUGCAGCACUCUCUUCCUAAAAUCAACCGCAGUGCCUCCGAGCCAUCACUUCAUCGUGCCAGUCACACCGAGGACAUUAAUUUAUGCACUUUCACCUCCGUGAAGGUGCCAGUCUUCUAGCAUUCAGCAAAAGGACGUCUUGCUGAGUGCAAUUUUCCAAGUUGAUAUUUUGUAUUUCCUCUAUUGUCUACCAAGGACAGUGAACCCUAAGCAACCAGAUGUUGCACUGCUUCAUUUUAUUUUUAGCUAUUUGGGAUGGCACACCACCCCCUGGCUAUGAUGUGCAUCUUCAGCAGGUGGUGGCUGCAGUGGACAUGUCACCCCUAUAGACUGCCGAAGCUGCAUGUCUAGCUGUGGCACUGAGUGCAAUGUUGUCUUUGGGGGCAGCCUUUUAAAGGGUGACUGCGCGUGUAUGGAAUGAUGUUUCUUUAUUGUCUAAAUCAUUUGGUUUUAAUUUUUUUUUGUUUAUUGCGAGACUCAGGAUAAACACUUUAUUGUAAACCUGAAGAUGUUUGUUUAAUCCGGCGGAUUGUAAUAAAACUAAGUUAAAUAUAA